AUGGCAUCUCUGUUCUAUCCAAAUCGCAACAAGAAUGGUAGUGGAAAGAGCCCCGGCGACGGUCAGGAUGGUCCGCAACCAAAGAAAAGGUGCCUACGCAGGCUCACCAGCCGGCAGGCAGAAAUACUGGAGGGUUUCUUUAGCGUCUGCGCACAUCCUGAUGAAACUCAAAGGAUCCAGCUAGCUGCUAUGACUGGCCUUGGGUUGCAUCAGGUGAAGUUUUGGUUCCAGAACAAGAGAACCCAUGUAAAGCAUUUAAGUGGCAAAGAAGAGAACUACAGGUUGAAAGUGGAGAAUGAAAUGCUGAGGGAGGAAAACGACAUGUUCAAGCAGGCACAGAACAAUGCUCUCUGUCCCAGAUGCACUAAUGAUCCAGGGUUCCUCCAGAUCCUCAAGGAACUGGAACAGGUGAAAGCGCAAAAUCAGAUGCUGCAGCAAGAGUUGCAGCAGAUGCGUAUCGACAAUGAAGCCCGUCUGACCAUGCGUCCACCUAUCCGCGUAUUCCAUCUUGAGCCCUCGUCCGGGAAUGCCUUUGGAAUGCAGGAUGAAGUCCAGGCGCUUACUGAAGUAGCCAAGAGCGCGGCGCAUGAGCUUUUCAUUCUGAGUGACUCCAGCAGCCCUCUGUGGCUGGCUGUUCCUGGUGGUUCAUUCCAAGUACUGAACAGGAUGGCCUACGCCCAAAUGUUUCCUGGGCAGAUGGGUGUAGGUACCAUUGGGUUGACGGCAGAAGCUACCCGUGCCAGCGCUGUGGUCAUGCUGGACCCCAAAAGCAUUGUGGAAUUUCUAAUGGAUAGUGGGAGCUUUGGACCCUUCUUCCCUGGACUCAUGUCCGGUGCAGCGACCAGCACCAAGGUCUACAACUGGCCUCAGAAUAGCGAGGCAGGCUACGAUGGGGCUAUGCAGCUGCUGACUGUCGAGAUGGUGUUCCCAUCGCCUCUGGUGCCGGUUAGGAAAUGCACCUUCCUGCGCUACUGCAAGAGGCUGGAGCUGGGAGCCAUGGCUGUCGUCGACGUGUCUUUGGACGACGGUGCCAAGUGCCAGAAGAUGCCAUCAGGAAUACUGAUUCAGCCCAUAAGGCACAACAGCUGCAAGGUCACCGCCAUCGAGCACGUUCGAGUAGAUGGCAGUGGUACCCAUGAGCUCUUCCAGGCAUGCCUGAGCGGCCUCCUCUUCGGCGCCAGGCGCUGGGUGAUGAGCAUGGCGCGGCAGUCCGCGCGGCUCAGGGACGUGUUCCAUGUCACCAACUGUACCCUGGACGUCACUUCAAGGGGGAGGAAGGCCAUCAUGAAGCUGGCAGACAAUCUGCUGGCCAACUACACCGGCAGCAUCGCCGGCCUCCCCGCGGACGACUGGAGCGUCCAGUGCGGCGAGGGCACGGAGGAAGACGUCAAGAUUGCGUACAGAAGGAACGACGACGGCAGCAACACCGCGAUCGUGUGCACGAGCGCGACGUUCCUGCUGCCGCUGCCCAUGAGGAUGGUGUUCGACCUGCUCAAGAGCAACUUGCUGCGUGUCAAGUGGGAUGUCCUGGUGAAUGGAGGCUGCGUGAAGGAGGUAGUCCGUGUGGCCAAUGGCGUCGGAAGUGAAGAUGCUGUCUCCAUCCUGCAUGUCAAGCAUGGCAGCGGGGCAAACAAGGAAACCAUGAUGAUCCUCCAGAACAGCUGCUACGAUGCGUCUGGAUCAUUCAUGGUCUACUCCUCUCUUGACAAACAUGUGAUGGAGAUGAUCACGAGCCCGGGCGGCGAAGAGGCGAUGAGCAACAUUGCGCUCUUCCCCGCCGGCUUCUCCCUUGUCCCCCUCGCCGACCCGGCGAAUGCUGGCUCUCCCAUUGGAGAGGCUGGGGGAACUGUGAUGACUGCAGGGUUCCAGAUUCUGAUGAAGCUGGCCCGUGGGACUGGCCUGUGCCCUCGGUCAGUGUCGUCGGCGAUCAAGAUCAUGACGGAACACAUUGAAGCUAUCAAAGACACGCUGCAGAACAGCCACCCUGUUUUCUACAAGACGAUCCAGUCUCCCAACUAGACUGUAGCAAGGGAGAAGAGGGAGGUCCAACGCUUGUGGAGGCUGCUACUCAAAACAAGAAAUCUGGAAGGGAAUCCAUCAGCUUUGAUCGCCUGUAUUUCUCCCGGCAAUACCGUUUAUUAUAUAUAAUAAAAACUUAGUCUUCGUUCC
Molecule: messenger RNA, 2169 nt
Organism: Panicum hallii
Lineage: Eukaryota; Viridiplantae; Streptophyta; Magnoliopsida; Poales; Poaceae
Product: homeobox-leucine zipper protein TF1-like
Exons: 12
Coding region: 1-2019 (672 amino acids)
Biological process (GO): regulation of DNA-templated transcription
Molecular function (GO): lipid binding; DNA-binding transcription factor activity, RNA polymerase II-specific; DNA binding
Source: RefSeq, a predicted model, not a curated record